Molecule: messenger RNA, 2037 nt
Organism: Amyelois transitella
Lineage: Eukaryota; Metazoa; Arthropoda; Insecta; Lepidoptera; Pyralidae
Exons: 3
Coding region: 139-1563 (474 amino acids)
Source: RefSeq, a predicted model, not a curated record
UUUGGAGGAUCCCGGAAUCAAGUCACAUUGCACACUUGCGUUCUUUACAGGAAAAAUGCGAAUCCCCGAUCGAUAUGCUCCGUAUCACCAAGUAAUGAGCAUGGUCCUGGAGCAAUCUGGGCUCAUUUGGAUCCAAUAAUGAAACUAUGCAAAGGCUUUAACAUAAAAAAUAUUCAUAUAUUUUCUGAUAGCCCAGCAACGCAGUACCGCCAAAAACAUAAUUUCUACUUGUUUCAAAAAAAUAUAAAAGAAUAUAAAUAUGAAUAUGCUACUUGGAAUUUCUUUGAAGCCUCACACGGCAAAGGUCCAGCUGAUGGGGUUGGUGGAGCUUUAAAACGACAACUUGAUAAUCAUAUUUCACAUGGCAAUGACAUAAUCAACGCAAAAGAAGCAUAUGAAUAUUUAUUAAUUAACAGCAGAGUAAAAAUGUUUUAUAUAAAUGAAAAUAACAUACAAAAUAUGAUGAAAAUGAUACCUAAAAAUGUUAUUCCCAUAAAAGGUACAAUGAAGAUUCAUCAAAUCGUAAUCGACGAUAAUACGAAAAUUAAAUAUAAACUGUUGAGCUGCUUUGAUUGCAAAAAAAAUAACAUCUGUUGCGACUGUUACCACACAAAAGAACACGAACUUCUACCCACCAACUACCUAACAGGGCCAAAAGCUGUACCAUGUCGUAAUAAACGAAACGCCUUAAAAAUACAGAACACACCAGCAAAAAGAUUCAAAAGAAUAAAUAGUUCUACUACAACGGAAAGUGACGUCAGUGUAAGAUAUUAUGAUGAUUUAGAUCCGAGAGAUGUAGAAUUUGAGAGUGAAGGCGAUGAUAAAAUUACAGACUUUAUAAAGAAUUUUAAAAAAGUAGAGAAAGUUGAUCUAGUUUCAGAUAUAGAAGAGCUAACGCAUUUAAGGUUUAAAGAUAGAGAAACUCAGGACUCAGAUGUGGAAUUUGAAAAUGAAGACAAUGAUAAAGUUACAGACUUUAUGAAGAAUUUUGAACAAGAAGUAAAAAUUGAUCUGGUCUCUGAUAUUGAAGAGAUAACGCAAUUUAGGUUUAAAGACAAGGAAACACAGGACUCAUGGGAAAAGAAAACAGGCAAGAAACGAGAACCUACAGAAAACGAAAAAGUAACAACGUUAUCUUCAUCAAGAUUUAUGUCUGCAAAUCGUGCUUUCUAUAACCCCGAAAAUAAAGUCGACAAGGCAGAAGGAUUGACUACGGAAAACGAAAUAUAUUCUACACAAGAAGGCAAAGAAACAAGAAAAUAUAAAGGAAAAGGCAUUGGAAAAAAGACAGUAAAACACCAACAACUUAUAAAAGAAGAAAAAUAUCCAAUUGAUACAAUGAAUGUAUUAAGACAAAUAGAUGACACAGAACAAUCUAGUAAAGAUUUAAAAAGUCGCAGAGAAGAAAGAUCAUCAACUGAUUUGAAUUCUCUGCCAAUUAUUUUCUUUGAUAAUUUAGUAAGUGACGAAGUUUUAGUUACGAACGAUGAAUAUAAGCUUGAUGCAACGAUAUUUAAUGAACCAGAAUAUAAUUUAAACUAUUUUGAUGAUAAUAUAUAUUGAUGAUAUGAUAAUAGAAAAGGAUAAUGCGAAAGAAAAUAACACUGAAAAUGAGAAUGGUAGCAAUGAAAGUGUCAUACCAAUUAUAGAUACUCACAAAAUAAAACGCAAAAUACCUGGACUGACUAUUAUCAAAGACGAAAGACUGGAAAAUAAAGAUACGAAAAAUAAAGUGGUUUAUAAGUCACUGAAACCCCUAUCAUUAAAUAAUUAUAUUAAUGCACCAAAACGAAAUAAUAAACCAAAGUCUGAAAAACUUAGAUCAGGAACUUCGAUUAUGAAACAGAAUGUUUUUAAUUAUUAUAAAGAUAAGGAAGAAAUUUACAAAGCUCUAAAGGAUACUGACUCAAAUUAAAGUUACGAAUUUAAAUGUUUAAAUUACAAACACUGUUUCGAUUCCAAAAUUUUUUUUUAAACCUAUUGUACUACUAAAAAUUUAAAAAGCUUGGUAAUUUGAUUACAAUACGUUAAUGAAUA